AUGCCGACCAAUUUCACAGUUGUUCCUGUAGAAGAUGCACCAAGCAGCAGUAAUGCUUCCAGCUCCCCAGAGGCAAAACCUGUGAGUUUAGGACAAAUAUUUGAAAGAAGUGGACAAGAAGCUACAGUUGACAACCAGCAGCAAGGGGAUCAUACAGAUAAUGAUGAAGACCAAAAAGAGUCCACUCCCUUUCUCAACUCGGACAAUGUCAGUGAACCAGACUACGAUGGAAAGAACAUGGCCUUGUUUGAGGAGGAGAUGGACAGUGCCCCCAUGGUGUCUUCUCUUCUUAGUAGACUGGCCAACUACACCAACCUCACACAGGGCGUCCGCGAGCAUGAGGAGUAUGAAGAUGGAGUCAGGAAAGUCACCGUCAAGGUCCCCCCGAUGGGCACGUUCAUCGGCGUGUACCUGCCGUGUAUGCAGAACAUUCUGGGGGUUAUCCUCUUCAUCCGUCUGGCCUGGAUUGUGGGGACAGCUGGGAUCUUGGGCUCCUUCGCCAUAGUCUCCAUGUGCUGCAUCUGUACUUUGCUAACUGCCAUCUCAAUGAGUGCUAUUGCCACUAAUGGAGUUGUUCCAGCUGGUGGAUCCUACUACAUGAUUUCCCGAUCUUUGGGUCCGGAGUUUGGAGGAGCAGUGGGCCUGUGCUUCUACCUUGGGACAACUUUUGCUGGUUCCAUGUAUAUUUUGGGAACUAUUGAGAUUCUACUGACCUACAUUGUUCCAUCCACAAGAAUAUUUGAAGCUGAAAAUAUAGCGGGUGAGGCCACAGCUUGGGCCAAUAACAUGAGAGUUUUUGGCACGGGCUGUUUGCUUAUUAUGGCACUGGUCGUCUUUGUUGGAGUCAAAUAUGUAAACAAACUGGCUCUUGUAUUUUUGUCCUGUGUGGUUCUCUCCAUUAUGGCCACUUACGCUGGAGUCAUCAAAACACUUCUCGAACCUCCAGACGUCAAGUGA
Knipowitschia caucasica is the source of this 957-nucleotide messenger RNA. NCBI's taxonomy places the organism in Eukaryota, Metazoa, Chordata, Actinopteri, Gobiiformes, Gobiidae. The record is from the annotation of a GenBank genome assembly.